AUCGGGAUCAUCCAGUCGCAUCGAGCUGUUUCCAGGACCAUCAUAUGAAGCUACCUCAUGCAUUGUCGUCAUCCCCUACUGCGCAACCUUGUCUCACUUGUUCCGACCUUGUUUAGCUCAAUUCCUGAUCCUCAAGACGUGUCUACUUAGUUUAUGCGAUCAUCAUCCUUCCAACACCAACCAUAAAAUCACCAAAAGGCGCCCAUUUCACAACUAGCGACAAACAUCCAAAGGAGCCUAGAGCUUCUUUUCCCUUUCCACCAGAGCUUAUGAGCAUUCCAUACUUCAUAUACCAUUGAAUCUUAGGCAGUCGAGUUGCGCGCGUUAUAGCAUAAGGCUGGGGAGGAGGCAUGGUUGAGAUAUUCUCACAGACAUCUGUUUGAAUGCCACCUUUGAAUCCCUUCCUAGCCGCCUUCUUCAAACCCGGCAGCCCCAUCGUCACCCAGUGUGCCCCCGUACACCACCAUAUCCUCCUUGUUCCGACAACCGAGUUCUUCCUUACCUCCCGCGAGACGGAAAGCGGAUUAUCUCAGUCAGAUAUCGUCGGAUCUGAGGAAUUCUUGGGAAGUCAUGUGCUUCGAGCUCCAAGUCCGGCUACCGCUGCGGGAGGGAAGGAUGCUGUCGGAAACCUGCGCGAGCAGAGGGGCAAGGCGAGGCAAUAUUCAACCUUAAAUGGCCGUAGUGUCAUAAUAAAAGAUGCCUUCAUCUUUACCAACAAGGGUUUCAAGACCCUAGCCCAAACGCAACUUCUCCAUGAUUCUAUUUGGUAUGCCGAUAGCAUCGAACCAAGGCAAUGGCUGAUAUAUUACAUAUCGCGUCCCCUAGUCGGUAUCUGGGAAGAUGUGGAGAUACCACGAGCUAUCUUUACCGAGGGCAUGGCAAAAAAGAGGCUCGCGGAAGCAAAGCAGGCUGCAGCAGUUGAAAAUGGCGAGCCGAGCCUACCACGAAAGAAAGAGAUUGCCAGUUUUCAUGAUCUUUUAAACAACUUUCCAAUGAUAGCCCGGCAAAUGCAGGCUGGCUUGGAGAAGCUAUUUAAAGAAUUCACCAUGGUUUUCCAGAGGCCGUUGCCACCACCCCCGUCGGCAGAACAUAUUCCUGACCCUGUCCCAGACGGCCCUAUUGCGACUGCUAUGAAAAGAGUCCGAUCAAACAGCUUAUCCGCACGAGAGGCUAGCUCUAGCUUGGAUGCUCAAGGUAGUAACCGAGUGACAGAGGAUUUCUACGCUGAAGAUGAGGAAGACGUUAUGAGAGCCUCGUUAGAGACUGCGGUUACUAAUGCUAUUGAUUUAUUUCAAGGCGUGGACAAUCAGCAGCUUUCCAUGCUAGGCGCGACAACCGAACUGACGGGCCCAGUAGUAGAACGACUCAUCGAACGGUACGUGACUGAGAAUGUACAUAAUCUGAUCUGGCCUCGACUGGCUGCGAUGCGACGGCCAGAAGAUCUCGAGCUUGAGGCCAAGAUACGACAAAUGGAAUUCAUCGACAUUUCACAAUUAGGGAUCUUCAUUGAAGGAGGCACUAAAGGAAAGCACGAGCUUACCACCAGGCUCCGCUAUGCAGUCGAGGAAUUUCGCAAGAUGACUUUUGCAAUGUGCCCACAGGAUAUGAUGGGGACUUUACUGUCGACAAUAAAAGCCACGACACACUUCACGGAACAGCCUAGACCAGACAGUCAACCAAGUUCAGCGCUAGAAAAGCCCGUUCUUACUGUGAACGCUGAUACGCUCGUGUCACUACUUCUUUUCGUCGUGAUCCGAGCCGGUGUAAAACAUCUCCAAGCCCGAUUGCUCUACAUAAAACACUUUGUUUUUAUUGACGAUGUGGACAGUGGCGAGUUGGGAUACGCUAUCAGUACAUUUGAGGCAGUCCUUUCAUACCUCGCCACGGAUUCGAGUAGCCUUAGAAGAGCCAGUCGCCGGAAUAAGGCUUUAUGGGAUGCGACUGCAAAAGGUGAUAUGGACGAACUCAAAAGGAUGAUGGAUCCUAACGCAGAUGCUAUCGAUGACGAAGAAUCUGUCGCAUCUCCAGUCUCGAGUCAUGCCCCAUCGGUUAGCUGGAGCAUGGUUAAUGGCUCCUCGAGGAGGUCGUCAACGACGCUUACGCCAUCAGAGCCUUACUCUCGAGGAUCUGGAUUGAGCCACGUCUUUCCAUUCCAGAGUCAAAAGUCGGAAAACUUACCAGCGCCUCCCGCAAAGAAAGCCAAAAGGGUCGUUAUGGACACAAGGAGCAUGUCAAGCGGCUCUGAAUAUUCCUACCACUCUAGGGCGGGGAGCUUUGCUACAAUGGGAAGUGGUCUGGAAGGCGACACUUCGAUUGAACGACUAUGUCAGACGGAAGAUUCUUUUGGGGAGUCUAUUCUCAUGAUGGCAGUUCAGAAUGAACGACCACAAGCCCUCAAGUUCCUGCUUUCGCUCCACGAUUACUUUACCAUUCAUGGCGUUUUGGAGGACUGCAAUAACGAAGGCACCACGUUGUUAAGUGCAGCUGUCCAGCUGGGACACACUGAACUAAUUGAUAUCAUCCUUGAUUUCAUCUUGGCCUCAGCUCAGGAACCCCAAUUUCGGCAUUAUUUAUCCUUGCAGGACAAUCGAGGCCGCAGUGUCGCACACUACCUAUUCCACGCGCCGACCUUAAUUGGCCGCAUCGGGAGACUGCUUCCUUGGCGGCAAAAAGAUAAGAAUGGUCAAACACCGUUAUUCGCGCUGUGUCGAUCCUACGACCACCAAAAUUACCACCAUAUGGUCGAGGCCGGCCUGGAGACGGCGACAAUUACACAAGGGGACGGCCAGCCACUUCACCUGGAUGAUCACGUGGACUUGAAAGGAAACACUUUGUUACAUAUCAUCAAUGAUCACCAACUGGCAGUAAAAAUCCUCAUACACUGUGACGUCGAGGUCAAUGCUACAAACGAUAAGAAGUUUACGGCACUGAUGGUGGCGAGCAAGUACGGUCGCUUUGAUAUGGUUAGGGCGAUGUACUUAGAUCCCCGGGUGGAUGUGUCUGCAAAAGACCUGCGUGGUCUUACGGCUGUGGAAUUGGCGAAGGAUGACGACGUUCGCAAUAGGAUUGAUGACUUGAAACUCUUCACUAUGCCCCCUGCCGAUGAUGGUCGUAUCACCGGAGUUGUCAGGUCAUUUUUUGUCGAAGAUGCUACCAUUAGGCUGGUUCUCAAGUCUGGUGCUCCGGCGGACAGAGACAGUUAUACAGUGACUACCUGUCGUCGUUCGUUCACCGACUUUGAACACCUGGCCAAUCUAUUGUCAAUCGAAAACCCAGCAUCUUGGAUACCCAAAGUGACAAGUCAACGAUCGCCAUUCCAAAUCCCCUCGAAGCCUUCCAGGGCUGUCCUGAAAGACAUACAAAUACGAACUGACUCCUUUCUCAAAAUACUUUUAGCCCACCCCACUUUUGCAACGCAUGAGAUGUUAUGGGAGUUCUUUUUGGUGCCUGACUUGCAAGGGGAUAUGAUGGAACAGCGCAGUCAUCUUAAGGCCGAAAUCAGGGCCGAGAAAGUGAGAGACGAGCUGGAACCUCUGGAGGAUAUUCGCGAGGUAGAACAAUUUGUGGACCAUGCCCGGGAUAUGGUACGCAAUGUCAACUAUUCAACAAAGAGUGUUGCACGACGAGCUUACUCUAUCGGCGUGGUCGCAAAUGAUCUUUGCGACGCAGCAAGUUUAGUGUCGCGAGGCGUGGCCAACCUCCCUUUUCUCCCACAGACUCAUAUAUCAGCGUUUGAAGCUUAUGUCCGCACACUUGUCCCUCCGCAGUCUAACCCAUCAUCUAUAUUGCACGAUUCAUUCUUAGCCAUCCAGUCCACCAUUCAAGCUAUGCUCUCGUCAUUAUCUCGGCCACCUCAACUUGUCACCCAAAUUUUGUCCUCUCGCAAAGCCAUAGAACGUAACUAUAACUCAGUUUCUCGUUCGACGAGAUGGCCACUGGGACUUCUCGAUGAAACACGCCAACGACUCAACGAGGAGAAAGAAGAGAAGGCGAGACGCGCGCAGAUGGAAGUAGACAUCCUUAGUAAGGAGCUACGGUACACGCAGCAGACGGUGGCGAGCGAGCUGGCUGGAUGGGAGGAUAUGCACGAGCGCAUGGGUCGCAAGGCCAUACGGGACUUUGCCCGAGGCAUGCUUAUCUUGGAACGUGAACGACUGCAGGGCCUGCGUAGGGCGCAGCGGAAGCUACAGGAAGUGAACCGGGAUACGGAUUAUAGUAGUAAUGAACAUGAACCCCAGGAAGCAGUAAUUGGUAAUGGUAUUGACGGCGGCGGCGGCGGCGGCAGUGGUGGGGGUGGGGGUCCUGCGGGCGGCGAAUCUAGUAGCACAGCAGGCGAGGCGUUUUACGGAUAGAAUAGAUUAACUAGACUUACCUACGUUGACGGCGGUUGCGGUUUGCGGCUAUGGUUACGGUUUAUGGUCACGAUCUAUCUAAACUUGGGAACACACACACAUACACAAACUUCGGUAGAAGGUUAUGUUGUUUCUGUUUCUGUUGGAUACCUACGUAGCUAACUACCUACCUACCUUACCUAACCUGCCUGAUGUGGCCAUGAUGUAACAAAUUCAAAGAAGUCAAAACGUGAUAAGUAGGU
Hypoxylon fragiforme is the source of this 4594-nucleotide messenger RNA. Its product is annotated as VPS9 domain-containing protein. Gene Ontology annotation, molecular function: phosphatidylinositol binding; SNARE binding; guanyl-nucleotide exchange factor activity. Gene Ontology annotation, cellular component: late endosome; plasma membrane; tubular endosome. The record is from RefSeq and is a predicted model, not a curated record. Gene Ontology annotation, biological process: early endosome to late endosome transport. The coding region runs from base 384 to 4352 and encodes 1322 amino acids. NCBI's taxonomy places the organism in Eukaryota, Fungi, Ascomycota, Sordariomycetes, Xylariales, Hypoxylaceae. The transcript has 3 exons.